This is a messenger RNA of Stylonychia lemnae, 6726 nucleotides long. The record is from the annotation of a GenBank genome assembly. NCBI's taxonomy places the organism in Eukaryota, Ciliophora, Spirotrichea, Sporadotrichida, Oxytrichidae.
AUGAGCUUUUACGAUAACUUAGCUGAUUCAGGCUACCUCAAUCAGCAGGACUUGCAAAAUCAAUUCCAAUCAAAUUAGUUUUUGCUUGAAAAAUCUAUGGAGGCUACAAAUAAGUUUGUGGACUUUGAUUAAUAUGAACUUGAAGCUUCAAAUGCAAACCAAAAUCCUUAUAUGAUAGGAAACUAAUUCAAAUUUGGAGGUAAUGAACCUAUGACUCAGAAUAUUUUACCUAAUUAAAACUAUAAGAAGACAUUCCAACCAGAUCUACAGGUUUAAACUUACUUAGACUAGUUCUAGAUGCCUAGUGCUAUCAAGUCACCUCUCUCUGGCUAAAAUAAUAUCAGCUAAUUAGACAUCCAGAAGAAUUUAUUCGGACAAGGAAAUCAAUAUGAGGAUAAUGAUGGCCUUUUAAAAGAUUCAAUUACUGGGCUUCCUUACAAUCAGCCAAGAAGGCUUCUUUAAAUUGAGGAAGACGAUGUUAUUUAAAUUUAAACUUUCAAUCAACCCAAAGAAAUACAGACAGGCAGAUUCCCUAAAAACCAUAAUUCUGAUAUGAUGUUUGAGCAAAAGUAAACUAUUUUAUUUAAUGAGGAGAUCGAGAAAUUCAAGAAUUAAAAUGAUUAAAUAUAGUAAGUGCUUAUGCAAUUAUAAGGACCUUAGGGAGGCAACUAGAAUUUGAAACAUGUGUCUGAUCCAUUUACUCUUAAUAAUCAUUAACUAAAGACAUAAAUCAACAAUAUGGAUUUAAAUCAAGUAAAUCAGAGCAGCAACAGCAGUUAUCACUAUCAAAACUUGCAGAGAUCUCAAUCUUAAUUGAUUCCUAAUUUGAAUUAAAAUUUAGGAGGAGUUUAAACUGAGUAGCAAAGACUGGCUCGUUACAACUUUGAUAGACUCAAUCAAGAUAACUCCAUCUUGGAAUUAGCAAAGAUGAAGGAUAGUGGCAAUAGUAAUAGUGUUACCCCCUAGUCAUUGUACGCGAAUAAUGAGAUUAAAAUCAACAGAAAUAAUGAGGUUGAGUAUUCUAGAGAUGCCUCUUAUAUAUAGUAACAAUAGAAUAAUAGCAAGAUAAUGAUGGCAAAUGAGUUCAAUAAAAACUAUCCUCAAUUCAACAUUGACAAUAACGACUUCUUUAAAAUUCCACCACUAAACACAGGAUUACCUACUGUUGGCAAUAGUAUAAUUUCAUAUUAAAAAUUUACUCCUCCUUAUAACUUGAAUGGUAGAUUGCCUGAAGAAUAUGAAUAAGAGAAUAUAGAUCAAAAUCUGUACCAAGGUAAUAAUACUUUUCUUCCACCAGUAAGAGGAAAUUAAUAAUAUUCUGGGCAUCAGAAUUUCAACCUUGUAUAAAAAUCUGAUGAGAGCAUGAUUUAAAGGGAUGCUUUUCCUGAAGUCAUGAAGUAGAAAUAAAUCCCGUCAUAAAUCCAUUACGAAAGAUAGAUAUCUCAACAGGACUACAAAAGGAAAGAAAUAAUGAGCAAAUUUGAUGACAUACCAAUCAAGGACUUAAACAAAGCAGAUGGAUAUCAAGAAAAGAGACUAGAUGAUGAAAAUGAAGAUUAGUAUGAUGAUGGAGAACAAAAUCUUAGCUUAAUAGAAUAAGUUGAUCAUAUUAAAUGGAAAAUUAGAAUGUCAGCUUACAAGGAAAUUAACAAUCAAUUCUAUAACGAAUUUUCAAAGAACUGCAAAGCAACUAAACUUAACGAAUUUUAAGACGAAGAAUAAGGCAUGAAUCCAUUUGACAUGUAUGCAAACAUCCUACCAAAAAUGAUUUGUGACUCAAAUCUUGUUGCUUAAUAUGAAGGAUUGAAUUGUUUGUUGACAUACAUAAAGUUUGCAGCUGAUAUAAAAUAAGUAGUCCAUUAGGUUAAUGGGAUUCUUCUUGAAAAAAUACAACAUAACAAGCCAAACUUCAGAGAAAUCACCCUGAAAAUAGUCAUUAACAUUUUAAAGAAGGACAAAUAGCUAACUAUAUUGCCAGAGAUAGUAAGAAGAUUUAAAAAUAAAAACACUAAAAUAGCCACCUUUGCCUGUGAAUCUGUAGUUGAAUGUUUUAAAUAGCAAUUACUAAUUGAUGAGUCAUCAAUGAAGCAAAUUUUUAAAGCUACCUAGGAUAAUCUCGGACAUUCCAAUAAAGAGCUUAGAGAUACAUCUUUUCAAAUAAUCCAGGAGAUUUACAAGAACUGCGAAGAUGAUCUCAAUAAUUUUAUGAAGAACCUUAAGAAUCUUAGACCAGUUCAGCAAAAAGAUAUUAAAGAUAUGCUCAGUGAAAUUGGGAAAUAAAAAUCUAAUAUAAUGUUAUUCAAAAUUUAGGCAACAUAAGCAUAGACUUAUACAGAAGGAUUUUCCCCGAAAAGAGGAAAAGAGAAGCAAUUAAUGUAAGAAUAGGAAGUAUAAUAAGAAUAAAAUGAUAAAUUUGAAAGUGACUUACUACUGCUUGUGCCUGAGAAUUUCUAUGAAAUACCUUACAUAAGUUAAAUCAAUGCCAAAAAGAAGGGAAUGGAAGCAUUUAAUGCAGAACUUGAGAAAAUUAUAAGCAGAAAAUAGUAUUCUUAAGUGUAGAAUAAAGACUAUACCUAAAUUUUUAAUGUUGUGACUCAUGUAAUUUUAUUUAAACUUAUAAAAUAAUAGAUGCUUGAGGAUUCAAACUCAUUGGUCUUCAUGGAAGGUAUCAAGACGGUUGAGUAUUUAAGUCAAAUAAUGGGCAAGAAUAUCAAAGCCUAAAAGAUUAGAUAAUUUAUUGGACUUCUAGCUGAUAAGGUAAUCAUUUUGUUUUAUCAAUAAUUUAUUUAGUUCAAAGAAACAAAAACUGGUCCAAUAAAUGCAGUUAAUAGAGCUUUGAAUAUGAUAAUUAAAAAGCAAUGCCUUCCUAUUAGUGGUUUUUUUGAACAUUCAAUAAAUACAUUAACUUUUAACAGUAAAAAUGCAAGAGUGAAGCAAUUACUGCUUGAAAAAUGUGAUUAAAUUAUCUAAGAAGAGUAAAGUCUCAGUGAAGAAGUCAUACUAGCAAUAUUCAAAUCAGUCAAAGAUAAAGUUGUCAGUCUUAUCCAAAAAGAUACAAAUGCAAGUGUAAGAGAUGCAGCAAUUUCUCUAAUCGCAACAUUUAAAGCAUUUAGUAAGAAUCAAGAGAAGUCAAUUAUUGACGAAGUUAUUAAUACAAUGCCAAAGUACAGAAUCACUGAAAUUUAAAAAUUGGUGACAGAAAGAUAGUAAACUAAGGUCAUUUAAUCUCCAAAAUGUAAUUCAAAUGAUACUGAAGAACAAAUUUAAAGUAAAUAAAAGGAAAUCCCAUAAAAAGCAAAUGACUUUUACUAUGAUGGUAGAACUAUCCCUGGAUAAUAUCAAAUUCAUUUGGCAGACAUCAUUCUCAACAUUAAGAAAAUGGCUACAUAAAGUGUCAAUGGUCUCACAGCUAUAUAACAAAAAUGGGAUGAUGCUAUUGAAAAUUUGGGAGAUAUCGGACUUAAAUAAACUAAGCCAAUCAUAAUAUCUUGCAUGCAUUGGCUUUUCAGCUAGAAUUAUAAGUUUAUCAAAGAAAAUCAGUAGGUUAUAGAUAGCUUACUAAAUUUAAUGAAGAAAGUUUACUGUAUCGAGAGAAGUGUUGAGUUUGAUUCUUCAACUCAUUCAAGUUCCGAACUUGAAUAAGCUAUUCAAAUUGUUCUGCUAUCUUUGAAAUGGAUUAAUUAUCAAAAGUAGCUCGAAAUCAUUCUCAACAUUUUGCAGUCUUCAUCUCCAACAAUCUAGGUAUUUAUAAAUUCAUUACUUAAAGGAUUCAACUUAUUUUCAUCAACUUAACUAAGGGAUGAAUUGCCACAGGUUCUAGUAUUUGCAUUCAACUGGCUUUCUCAAAAAAUUAAUUUGCUACUUCAAAAAGGAUUGAACUACAGUGAUUUUGAAGAUAUCAGAUCUGAAGUUCUAACUAAUUAUUUAGGAAUAAUUUUGGAUGAGGAUAAAAGAAAUACUGUAAUUUAAGCUAUUAUAAGCUUUAAGGAAUAAAUAACUUAACAGAAAAAGAAAAUAGAAUAUCUUCAUGAUUAAAGUUCAAUUAUGUAGGAGGAGGAAGAGAAAUAGGAUGAAGAAGAUAAUAAAAUCACUAGUAAAAUUGUAAAUUAGAUAAACUCUGUUGAUCAUUACGAGGAGCUUAAAUUGUCUGAGCUUUAAUAACCAGUUAUUCAUAAAACUAUUGGUGAAGAAAUAGCAAUGGUGCUAGAUUCUGAUUUUAAUCAAGGACUUUAAUUGAUUAAGAAAUUAGAGGGUAACAGUUAAACUCUUUCUAAUGAAGACAAAGAACUAAUUCUUCAAAAAGUUCUAUCCUUCGUCACAAAUAUUUCCAGAACUCCUAUAUAAAAGUAAUAAUAAGCGUUUUCUUUGAAGGCUUUGCUAUGGAUGAAAGAAGAAAUAUUUGGAGUAGAGGAUUGCUACAGAUUUUCUCCAUUUAUAAUGUCAAGCUUUGCCUAGGCUGAAUUCGCUCAGAGAGAUAGUUCAGUUGAAAAAUAUUUAAUGGAUAAAUGGAUACAAAAUUUCAGACUUAAAGAUCUUAUUGAUAGAAUUUCAGUGGCCUGUUCUGAAAAUUAAGAUUUAUUUGCCUCUCUGUUUAAUUGGCUAAUGAUCAGUACAAUUAAGGGCAAUGAAGAGGAAAAAUGGGCCAUUGAAGAUUUUAGAAAAGUUUCUUUGAUGCUAGCAAAAAAUAUAUUGGAAACAGUGGUUUCAGAAUUUUUCCAAAUCUGUGUAGAAAAGUUUGGAACUCAAAAAAUAUAAGAUUUUAUGGAAAUUUAACUCAUGCAUCAUCAAUAACUAUAUAAUGUAUUUAUGGCUUGGUUCACUUAAAACUAUCUUAAUCAUUAGCAAAAACAGCUAGUAAUGUAAGAUAAAUUGAAUCUUCCUCAGACUAAGGGAGAGAGUAGCAGUAAUUAAAGCAGUGUCUAUAAUUCAAAUUUUGUAUAAACAAGAGAAGGUCUUCACUUUUAAGAGUAGUAGUAAAAUAAUGUAGAUGAAAGUGGCAUUCAUUCAGUAAGAGGUAAAUCUGCAUCAAGUCAGCAUUCUUAAUUAUACUAAAAAUUGAGAGAAAAAAGAAAAAGCAGUAACCAGAGGAAAUUUGGAGAUGAUGAUGGCUUUAAUAAAUAUGAGCAAAUUAUGAAUAGAUUAGAAGCUUAACUCCAGUAAUAAAAUUCGAGCAAGAAACAAAAAGAGCCUGUAUCUGAUUCAAAAGAUGACUCUGCAGAAAAGUAACCAUAAUAGUAAAAUAUUUAAUUCUUCAAGACUAAUGGUAGUAAUUAUUAUCAAAGCGAUAAAAGCAAAAGAUAUUAAAUAGUAAAAACAGAUGAAGAUGACGAAUUAGAAGAUUCUCUACAUCUAAAAAAUGACGAUAUUUAACUAAGAGUUCAAUAAUAAAACCAAGUUAAACCUACUUAAAUUGAAGAAUAUAAGAGUGAAAAAGCUGAAAAUUUAGUUGACAAUAAAAUUUUAGACUAGGAAUAUAAAUUAAAAGAGAGUACUAUGAAAGAAAAUCUAUGGAGACUUGAAUUAGAAAAGCUCUAACUUGAAAAAGAAAGAAUUGAAAGAGAAAGAUAUGAAAUAAUGCAGGCAAAAAAUAAGGAAACUGCCGAAUGGAGAGAGAAAUAUGAAGAUAUCAGAUAAGAUCAUAAUGAUGUCAUCUCUAACCUCUAAGAAGCGAAUAAAUGCUACUUGACUUAGGUCAGUGAAAAUGAAGAUCUUAAAAACUAACUCAAACUAAUGCAAGACCAACACAAGUUUAUGCUAAAGAAAUUCGACGAAUUUGAACAGAGAUUAUAAUAGUAAUAAGAACAGCAAAUUCUGUAGAAACUAUAACCAGAUAGGAAGUCAAAGGAUGUUAAUGUCGUAAAAGAAGAGUAACUUGCAAUUGUAAAAUAGCUAUUCAAUGAUCAUUAGGUACAGUCAGUUCAAGGUGCAGAGGAAAUUGGUGUAAAAAAGAUUUAAGAACUCCUUCUAAAUUUCGAUGAUAAGGAAGAAACUCAAAGAAUAGGUGUUGCUCUACUAAUUCAUUAUUAAUAACUCAAAAACAGUGACUAAAAACUCAAAUUAGUUAUGGCUCUCUAGGUUUCCCUAGAGAAUGAAGAUAUCUUGUUUGCAUUGCCCCUUGAAACUUACAGGACUCUGCUUGAUUUCAACCUUAAAAUAUUUGCCAAAGAAAAAGCUCUCUUAGAGUCUACCAACAUAAGAGCUUCAUCUCAGUCAAUGCAAAAAGGGAUCAAUGAAUAGAACUAAAUUACUUAAGAGGCCUAAAAGCUCGUUAGUAAACUACUGAAUUCUAAAGAAUUCACCACUUCUCUUGUCACAUUGUUCUAAAUUCUAAGAUCAGCAAUGCCAGAAAAUCUUGCAACAGAUCUGUCAGAGGAGUAAAAGCAUUAUUUAAGGGUAGUUUUGAGGUGUAUUUCAAGAAUAACUAAAGCUCUUCACUCUGAAAAUCCUGAUCUGAUUCGUGCUUUUGAUGUUUUGAUUGAAAUGCAAAAGAUAUUCAUUAAAAAUCCUCCAGAAAGCUUAAGAGAAGAUCUUCCAUGUUUAUAGGACUUUGAUUAUGUUUAUAGAGGGCUCAAAGAUGUUAGUGAUAAGCUAAUGGAAUUGCAGCCAGAAAAAGUUGUAUCAUUUCUUGAAUUCAUUUAAGAUUAAAAGCAAAAUGCCUUUACUAAGUACAUGUAAUAAGUAAUGGCUCCUAGAAUGACUAAAUAAAAUGAUGAUUACUACUAUUGA